CUCUCUUCCAUAGUCCAUAGUCCAUACCCAACGGGCACUUCAUAAACUUUGUCGUUUCUUUCAUCUUUCAUUUUCAUUGCUCACCUGUUUCUGGAAAGUUUGAAACUUAACACACAGAGAGAGAGAGAGAGAGAGAGAGAGAGAUUUUUUGUCUACCUCACUUGGUAGUAACAUAAUGAGCUCUGUUUUGGCAUUCAAUAUAUAGGGAUACUUCCCCACCCAAUAAAGCAAUCUCUAUUAAGAGCUUUAUUGCAUAAACGACUUGUUCAGUCAUCACGGGAUCACUGCCUCACUACAUUAAUGGCUGAAGUUGAAGUACCAUGUCCAGAAACAGAGAGCUCUAGUUCUAAUACCUCUUCUUCUUCCUCCUCAUUGUCCUCUGAGUCCAUGCACAACUCGGUUUUUGACUCGUCUAAGGAAUUACCAGAAGAUAAAAAACCACCGACGAAGAGAAAAAGAGAGACGAUUAACAAUGAGAACAGCGUACAAAAUCAAGUUUACAGAGGAGUUAGGAUGAGAAGUUGGGGAAAAUGGGUAUCUGAAAUUCGUGAACCUAGAAAAAAAUCACGUAUUUGGCUCGGUACUUAUCCUACAGCAGAAAUGGCCGCUAGAGCACAUGACGUGGCCGCGCUGAGUAUUAAAGGAAAUUCCGCCAUUCUAAAUUUCCCUAAUCUCAUCGACUCUCUGCCACGUCCAGUGUCGAAUUUACCUAGAGAUGUUCAAGCUGCUGCUGCUAAAGCAGCUGCAAUGAAUUUGAACCUAACUUCUCUCUCAUCUUCAUCCUCAUCUUCUUCGUCAACUACAAUAACAUCAGCGGGCUCAGAGGAAUUAGGAGAAAUUAUAGAGCUGCCUAAUUUAGAGGAAAGCGAGGAGACGAAGACUGAGUUGAGGUUGAGUGACUCGGUUGAAGGGUGGUUGUACUCGCCGUGGUGGGCAUCUACUGAUAGUGAUUUUUGUGGUUAUUUUCUGGAGCAGUCUGCUUCUGCUACUGGUGAGAGUUUAAUUCCGAGCAGCUUUGAGAUUCUGAAAUGGGGCUGCUAAAGCUGAUGAUUCUGUUCAGCUUUGUGGACUGAGAAAAGUGGGUUUGCUUUGGUUUUUGUCUUUUUCUUCUGCAUUUUAUGGAUAUCUGCGGAUUAGUUAGUAACUGUUUAAGUAAAUGUAUGUAUACAAUAUUAGUUUAGUUGUCCAUAAAUCAUACAUUUUGGAUACUCUUUAUUAUACAUUUGAAUAUAUACUAGUACUUGAUUAGGUUUACAGGA
Nicotiana tabacum (common tobacco) is the source of this 1259-nucleotide messenger RNA. RefSeq names its product ethylene-responsive transcription factor TINY-like. Lineage: Eukaryota; Viridiplantae; Streptophyta; Magnoliopsida; Solanales; Solanaceae. Gene Ontology annotation, biological process: regulation of DNA-templated transcription. Gene Ontology annotation, molecular function: DNA binding; DNA-binding transcription factor activity. The record is from RefSeq and is a predicted model, not a curated record.